Molecule: messenger RNA, 2329 nt
Organism: Tribolium madens (black flour beetle)
Lineage: Eukaryota; Metazoa; Arthropoda; Insecta; Coleoptera; Tenebrionidae
Gene: AcCoAS
Product: acetyl-coenzyme A synthetase
Exons: 7
Coding region: 172-2184 (670 amino acids)
Molecular function (GO): acetyl-CoA synthetase activity; AMP binding
Source: RefSeq, a predicted model, not a curated record
CGAGUGAUUGAACAUCACCAGAUCCAAAAUUGCGUUAUCGUUCAAUGAAGACAAUUCAAGGGGAGUGCGCAACCGUAAAUACUCACCUUUUAAAGCGGCUGCGAGUCCGCCACUCAGUCGCGUUCAAGUUUUGUUUUCGAAAGGUGGUUCAAAUCAUCGAAAAGUGCAAAAAUGCCGUCGGAAAAGUCCGUUUACCUCCCUAAUUCUGCAAUAGCGAAAAAUGCCUACGUUUCGUCCUUCGCACAAUACCAGGAAAUGUACCAGAAAUCAAUAGACAAUCCUGAGGAGUUUUGGGGUGAAAUCGCGAAACAAUUUUACUGGGAAACGCCGAUAGACAUUAACACGUUUUUCCGGUAUAAUUUUGAUAUAAGAAAAGGGCCCAUUUAUACCAAAUGGCUGGACGGAGCGACCACGAAUAUCGCCUAUAAUUUGCUCGACCGAAAUGUUAAAAAUGGUUAUGGGGACAAAGUUGCGUUUUAUUGGGAAGGAAACCACCCCGAUGAUUACAGCCGCUUGACAUAUAAAAAACUAUUGGAAGAAGUUUGCAGAUUUGCGAAUGUUUUACGAAGUAAAGGAGUGAAAAAAGGCGACAGGGUUGCUGUUUAUAUGCCUAUGAUCCUUGAAGCUGUGAUAACUCUACUAGGAUGUGCACGAAUUGGAGCAGUUCAUUCCCUUGUGUUUGCAGGCUUUUCGGCCGACUCCUUCGCCGAGCGAAUCCUCGACUGCGAAGCUCGCGUUUUGGUAACAGCAGAUGGCGUUUGGAGAGGCGAGAAACUCCUCUCUUUGAAAAAUAUCUGUGAUCAAUCCAUGAAUAAAUGUGCCCAGAAAGGCCACAAUGUGAAAACUUGUAUAGUUGUAUCGCAUUUGGGUCGCGUUACUUCACCAUCCGGAGUUCAAAAGAAUCGGAAUAAUAAAACGCCAAUGCAAGAAGGCCGUGAUAUUUGGUGGCACGACAUAGUUCCUCAAGCUUCAACAGACUGUGUACCAGAAUGGGUUCAAGCGGAAGACCCCUUAUUCAUGUUGUACACGAGUGGUUCAACCGGAAAACCCAAAGGUGUGGUUCAUACAACUGCAGGGUAUUUGCUCUACGCUGCCACAACGUUUAAAUAUGUCUUUGAUUAUAAGCCAAAUGAUGUGUAUUGGUGUACUGCUGAUAUUGGGUGGAUCACUGGGCACACUUAUGUCGUCUAUGGGCCACUUGCGAAUUGUGCAACCUCAGUUUUGUAUGAAGGAACUCCAUUUUAUCCAAAUAAUGACAGAUUCUGGCUAGUCGUGAAAAAAUAUAAAGUUAGUCAGUUUUACACUGCACCCACUGCCAUUAGAGCUUUAAUGAAAUUUGAAGAUGAUCUAGUUAAAAGAGUCGACUUAUCCUCUUUAAAAGUAUUAGGCUCAGUGGGUGAACCUAUAAACCCCGAGGCUUGGAUGUGGUAUUACAAACUAGUCGGAAGAGAAAAAUGUUCUAUUGUUGACACUUUCUGGCAGACGGAAACAGGAGGUCAUGUUUUGACACCUCUUCCAGGGGCAACUCCCAUGAAACCUGGAGCUGCUGCAUUCCCUUUCUUUGGCGUCCAACCCGCCCUUUUGGACGAAUCCGGCAACGAAAUAAAGGGCGAGGGUGAAGGUUACCUCGUUUUCUCCCGUCCUUGGCCCGGCCUAAUGCGCACCCUUUACAACAACCACCCCCGCUACGAAACCACCUACUUCUCAAAAUUCCCCGGUUAUUACUGCACCGGUGAUGGGGCGCGUCGCGACGCCGAUGGGUACUUAUGGGUCACAGGCCGUGUCGAUGACAUGUUGAACGUCUCAGGCCAUUUAAUGUCAACCGCUGAAGUGGAAUCGGUUCUAACCGAACAUCCCAGUGUUGCCGAAGCAGCGGUUGUGGCCAAACCGCAUCCGGUUAAAGGCGAAUGUCUUUACUGUUUUAUCACAACAACGGACAUGACGCGGUUUGAUGACAAAUUGUUGACAGAGUUGAAACAGCUGGUUAGAGAGAGGAUAGGACCAUUUGCACAACCGGAUGUUGUGCAAAAUGCACCAGCGUUGCCGAAAACGAGGUCUGGGAAGAUAAUGAGGAGGAUUUUGAGGAAGGUGGCGGUUAAUGAUCGAGAUGUUGGGGAUGUUAGUACGUUAGCUGAUAGUCAUGUUGUUGAGGAGUUGUUCGCGAGUCGACCUGUGAAUGCUUGAGAAAAUUGUUGUUGAUCUGUUGAAUAUACAGGGUGUACCAGUGAGUGGAAAAAGUCCAUUAGUGAUUUGUAAAUUGUAAAAUUUAAAAAAAAUGUCACCUAAAAUUAUUUUCAACUAUAUAGCAUGUCCCAUAAUUGUGUUUUUU